GAGCUGUGUGGCUGGAUGUGAGACAGCAGAAUGCUUGUGCUGCGAUGUGGAGCCUAAUGUGGAAGUAUUGCAUCUCUGUGAGGACCAUCAGCGUGGAGUGUGAUGCCCCAGGGAGUGAGCCGGGCCACCCCUCGCUGGACAGCCCCUCUGGUUACCCUCACGUCUCGCUGAGCGCCUCCGCCGUCAGCCCCGACCGCUUCGACAGCCCCUCCCUGGGGCCGCUGUCCAUCUCCCCGGGCCUCCAGCGCCCCAGGCGCUCCAAACUGCAGCAUUCCGCCUCCAUCCUACGCAAGCAAGCCGAGGAGGAGGCCAUAAAACGCUCUCGAUCCCUUUCGGAAAGCUAUGAACUCUCCUCGGAUCUUCAGGACAAACAGGUGGAGAUGCUGGAACGUAAAUAUGGUGGCCGCUUCAUAACCCGACAUGCGGCGCGGACCAUCCAGACAGCAUUCCGGCAGUACCAGAUGAACAAGAACUUUGAGCGCCUACGAAGCUCCAUGUCGGAGAACCGGAUGUCCCGGCGAAUCGUGUUGUCCAACAUGCGGAUGCAGUUCUCCUUCGAGGGUCCAGAGAAGCUCCACAGCUCCUUCUUUGAGGGCAAACAGGUGUCCGUGAGCGAGGCAGGGGGCCGGCCGGCCGGCGGCGGAGGCGGGGGGGAGCUGGGGGCUGGUGCGGGGGGCUCGGAGGUCCCCAAGCAGCCCCCCUCUCCCCACGACACGUCGGACUUUGCCGACGCGAUCACCGAGCUGGAGGACGCCUUCUCACGCCAGGUUAAGUCUCUGGCGGAGUCAAUCGACGACGCACUGAACUGUCACAGCCUGCACGCGGGGGAGGGGGGGCCUGCGGGGAAGAUGGCGGCGCCCCCCCCGGGGAUGGAGAGCGCGCGGUACGGGAAGUCCUGCCGCGAGGCCGAGCGGGGGAAACUGGACGAGAUGUCGGCCUCGUACAGCGACGUGACCCUGUACAUCGACGAGGAGGAGCUGUCGCCCCCCCCUCUGCCCGUCUCCCUCCACCCCGGCGACCGGCCGUCCAGCGCGGAGUCUGACCUGCGCCUGCGCUCGCUCAGCUCCGCCCAGGAAUACUGGGCACUCACUCACCGGGACGACAAGGGGGAGACCGACAACAGCUGCCGCAGCACCCCCUCGCUGGAGUGCCAGGAGUCCCGCCUGCGGGUGGACCACCUGCCGCUGCUCACCAUCGAGCCCCCCAGUGACAGCUCCGUGGACCUCAGCGACCGGUCCGAGAGGGGCUCCCUCAAGAGGCAGAACGCCUACGACCAGAGUGGGCCCGGCAGCCAGCGGGCUAGCCCCAAGCACGGCCCCCACCCCCACCCCCACUCCCACCCGCACCCCCUCCCCACCAGGGUGCUCCACCGCGACGACGAGAUGACCCGGCACCGGCACAGGCCCCUGGACGGGCACCUGGCCAUCAACGGCAAUGCCAACCGGCAGAGCAAGUCAGAGUCGGACUUCUCCGACGGUGACAACGACAGCAUCAACAGCACCUCCAACUCCAACGACACCAUCAACUGCAGCUCGGAGUCCUCGUCCAGGGACAGCCUCCGCGAGCAGACCCUCAGCAAACAGACCUACCACAAGGAGACGCGCAACAGCUGGGACUCGCCCGCCUUCAGCAACGACGUCAUCAGGAAGCGGCAUUAUCGCAUCGGCCUCAACCUCUUCAACAAGAAACCAGAGAAAGGGGUGCAGUAUCUGAUCGAGAGGGGGUUUGUCCCUGACACCCCGGUCGGUGUGGCUCACUUCCUGCUCCAGAGGAAAGGUCUGAGCCGGCAGAUGAUCGGGGAAUUUCUGGGCAACCGGCAGAAACAGUUCAACCGCGACGUGCUUGACUGUGUGGUGGACGAGAUGGAUUUCUUGGGAAUGGAGCUGGACGAGGCUCUGAGGAAAUUCCAGGCGCACAUCAGGGUUCAGGGAGAAGCUCAAAAAGUGGAACGUCUCAUCGAAGCCUUCAGUCAGCGUUACUGUAUCUGUAACUCGGGGGUGGUCCGGCAGUUCCAAAACCCCGACACCAUCUUCAUCCUGGCCUUCGCCAUCAUCUUGCUCAACACCGACAUGUACAGCCCCAACGUCAAGCCAGAGCGCAAGAUGAAGCUGGAAGAUUUUGUGAAGAACCUGCGAGGCGUGGACGAUGGAGAGGACAUCCCCAGAGAGAUGCUGAUCGGUAUUUACGAGCGAAUCCGCAAACGAGAGCUCAAGACAAACGAGGAUCACGUGUCUCAGGUCCAGAAAGUGGAGAAGCUGAUCGUGGGCAAGAAACCGAUCGGAUCCCUGCACCACGGCCUGGGUUGUGUUCUCUCGCUCCCUCAUCGUCGGCUCGUGUGUUAUUGCCGACUGUUCGAGGUUCCGGAUCCCAACAAACCUCAGAAGCUGGGAUUACACCAGAGGGAAAUCUUCCUGUUCAACGAUCUCCUUGUGGUUACAAAGAUCUUUCAGAAGAAGAAGAACUCUGUGACCUACAGCUUUAGACAGUCCUUCUCUCUCUACGGGAUUCAAGUUCUUCUCUUCGAGAACCAAUAUUACCCGAAUGGAAUCCGAUUGACGUCCGCUAUCCCAGGGGCCGAUGUCAAAAUCCUCAUUAACUUCAACGCCCCCAACCCUCAGGACCGCAAAAAGUUCACCGACGACCUGCGGGAAUCCAUCGCCGAAGUCCAGGAGAUGGAAAAAUACCGAAUAGAAUCUGAGCUGGAGAAGCAGAAGGGUGUGGUCCGCGUCAGCAUGUCCCAGAGCUCCGGCCUGAAGAAGGAUUCGGGGAACGGGACGCUGAGCAGGGCCAGCCUGGACGACAGCUACGCCACCAGCGAGGGUCUGAAGAGGAGCGCCCUGAGCAGCUCUCUGCGGGAUCUCUCGGAAGCAGGAAAGCGUGGGCGACGCAGCAGUGCAGGAUCGCUAGACAGCAAUAUGGAAGGAUCCAUCAUUAACAGCCCUCAGGGACCCCGCAGAGCUGCUUCCUCGCGAGGGGAUUACCCAACCCGCCAUCACCAGCCCUUGUCAAACUCAGCCUCCCUCCUCGGCUCCCUGUUCGGCACCAAGAAAGGCAAAGGCUCGGCCCAGGGUUACUCUGUGCCCGGCCCCUCCUCGCAGCCUCCGCUGCCCUCCCACCUCGCACAGAGCGAGGGGCAGAGCCAACCGCUCCACGCCCUGCACUCCCAGUACUGCCACCUGCAACAGAGCCAGCCAUUGCCGCCCCCGUACCACCAUCACCACCACUACCACCCGCCCCAGCACGCCCCCCUCUCCUACCCCCAGCACUCUCCCCACCCCCAGCACCCUCCCCACCCCCAGCACCCUCCCCACCCCCUGCACCCACCCCACCCCCAGCACCCACCCCACCCCCAGCACCCACCCCACCCUCAGCCACAUUCCCAACACGCUGCCCAUUCCCAACACGCCCCCCAUCACCACGGACAGCCCCCCACCACUCCAGCCCCCGCCGGCACCAAGACCAAACACGCCAGCGGCAUCAGCACAAUCGUCUAGGGCGGGCGAGCGAGCGAGGGGAAAGGGCGUCAGAGAACGAGCGAGCCUGUGGUCACGGUGCCACACACGGCUCCGGCAACACAGAGGAGGCAACCACCGACGGACAGUCGUGCGGAGCUGAACCUGCGGACUUUAACCAACGAUGGCACUCGUAUUAAUCUGCGUGCUCCGAGACAGCAUCAGCUCCCAUUCACCCCCCCCCCACACUCGAGGAACAGAUUUCACACCCCAUCUCCCACCCACACCCCCACCCAGAGUAACGUCACAACACACAGCUCGUCUCGGCUUUAGCUGGUUGGUUGAUUUCCCCGAGAGAGAGAGAGAGAAAGACCGCCCAGUCUCACUUUGCCUUCCGUCAGCCUGGGAAUGGUGGGGGUGUGGGGGGGGUGGAGAGGAGGAG
Molecule: messenger RNA, 3894 nt
Organism: Callorhinchus milii (elephant shark)
Lineage: Eukaryota; Metazoa; Chordata; Chondrichthyes; Chimaeriformes; Callorhinchidae
Gene: iqsec1b
Product: IQ motif and Sec7 domain ArfGEF 1b
Exons: 17
Coding region: 45-3494 (1149 amino acids)
Biological process (GO): regulation of ARF protein signal transduction; actin cytoskeleton organization
Molecular function (GO): protein binding; guanyl-nucleotide exchange factor activity
Source: RefSeq, a predicted model, not a curated record